Molecule: messenger RNA, 3033 nt
Organism: Sciurus carolinensis (gray squirrel)
Lineage: Eukaryota; Metazoa; Chordata; Mammalia; Rodentia; Sciuridae
Gene: Gabre
Product: gamma-aminobutyric acid type A receptor subunit epsilon
Exons: 9
Coding region: 34-1563 (509 amino acids)
Biological process (GO): synaptic transmission, GABAergic; monoatomic ion transmembrane transport; signal transduction
Cellular component (GO): postsynapse; synapse; dendrite membrane
Molecular function (GO): GABA-gated chloride ion channel activity; inhibitory extracellular ligand-gated monoatomic ion channel activity; benzodiazepine receptor activity
Source: RefSeq, a predicted model, not a curated record
UCCACACAGGUGGUCGUGCCGGUCCCCGACACGAUGUUGCCCAAAGUUCUACUGAUCCUCCUGAACAUAUUCCUGAUCCUCCAGUCGAGGGUUGAAGGACCUCAGGCUGCACCAGAAAAUGAAGACUCUACCCAUGAUGUUGUUGUCUAUGGCCCCCAGCCCCAGCCUCCUAGCAGGAAGCUCCUCUCUGAAGAAACAACGCCUACUGCCUCUGUGAUCGGGCGCCCAUCUGGCAAACUGCCAGAAGCCACUCGCAUCCUGAACACCAUUCUGAGUAACUAUGACCACAAACUGCGCCCUGGAAUUGGUGAGAAGCCCACUGUGGUCACUGUUGAGGUCUCUGUCAACAGCCUUGGCCCUCUUUCCAUCCUGGACAUGGAAUACACCAUUGACAUCAUCUUCUACCAGACGUGGUAUGAUGAACGCCUUCGUUACAAUGACACCUUUGAGACCCUUGUUCUGAAUGGCAAUGUGGUGAGCCAGUUGUGGAUCCCGGACACCUUUUUUAGGAAUUCUAAGAGGACCCAAGAGCAUGAGAUCACCAUGCCCAACCAGAUGGUGCGCAUCCACAAGGAUGGCAAGGUGUUGUACACAAUUAGGAUGACCAUUGAUGCGGGAUGUUCACUCCACAUGCUCAAAUUUCCAAUGGAUUCUCACUCUUGCCCUCUGUCUUUCUCUAGCUUUUCCUAUCCUCAAAGUGAGAUGAUCUACAAGUGGGAUAAUUUCAAGCUUGAAAUAAAUGAGAAGAACUCCUGGAAGCUCUUCCAGUUUGAUUUUACGGGAGUGAGCAACAAAACUGAAAUUAUCUCAACCCCAGCUGGUGACUUCAUGGUCAUGACAUUUUUCUUUAAUGUGAGUAGGCGUUUUGGUUUCGUUGCCUUUCAAAACUACGUCCCUUCUUCUGUGACCACGAUGCUUUCCUGGGUUUCCUUUUGGAUUAAGAAGGAGUCUGCUCCAGCCAGGACCUCUUUAGGCAUCACCUCUGUGCUCACCAUGACCACGCUGGGCACCUUUUCUCGUAAGAAUUUUCCACGUGUCUCCUAUAUCACAGCCUUGGAUUUCUAUAUUGCAAUCUGCUUUGUCUUCUGCUUCUGUGCUCUGAUGGAGUUUGCUGUUCUCAACUUCCUGACCUACAACCAGACGAAAGCCCAUGCUUCUCCGAAACUCCGCCAUCCUCCUCUUGGUAGCCGUACCCAUGCCCAAACCCGUGCUCGUGCUCGUGCCCGCGCCCGUGCCCGCCAGCAGCAGGAAGUGUUUGUGUGCGAGAUUGUCACCUCUGAGGGAAGUGAUGGAGAGGAACGCCUGUCUUGCUCUGCCCAGCGGUCCCCAAGCCCAGGUACCCCCCAGGGUCCCCGCAGCCUGUGCUCCAAGCUAGCCUGCUAUGAGUGCUGCAAGGGUUUCAAGAAGUAUUUCUGCAUGGUCCCUGAUUGUGAGGGCAGUACCUGGCAGCAGGGCCGCCUCCGCAUCCACAUCUACCGCCUGGAUAACUACUCACGAGUUGUUUUCCCAGUCACCUUCUUCUUCUUCAACGUGCUCUACUGGCUUGUUUGCCUUAACCUGUAGGUGCCAGCUGGUACCCUAUGGGGCAGCCUCCCCAUUUCCCCGGGAGGUCCCAAGCCCCUUGCCAAGGGAGAUGAGAGACAGCAGCAGCAGCAGGAGCACCUCUCCCUUUCCUUCUCUGUUCCCCAAAUCUAAGCCUAUGGAGAGUUUGUCUUUGCUGGCCCUCUCCACACUGGCCCCUUCACUCAGUCUCCUCAGCAUCCCCUUUCAGGUAACCUACCCACGUCUCUGUUUUUUCAAGGAGCAUUCGUGAUGCUCUGUCUUAAAAAUCAUAGGCCCUCAGUAAUGAGUUCCCUAAAAUCAUGCCCAUGUUUAAGCAGAUUAGCUAUCUCCCAACUGUGCUGACAGUCAUUGCCUUUUUCCAGAAACCCAUUAUUGCCUUUGUGGUGCUACAGGCCCACCUCUGGCCUCAGCCUCAAAGUGCACAGACAAGCUGCUCACCUAUUCCUGACAAUUCUUAAUGAUGCUGGGCAGCAGUACAACAGGAGGCGGGGACACCCCAUCUUAAAACAGAUUAUUAUGUUCUUGUUUUAAUCUCCCUGCCCUCCCUUCCCAUGCAGAUAGGCAGACACUGGAAUUAACUCUUUAGGAAGAGGGAAACCAGCAAGUGGGCCUGUUUAUGACAGUAUCCCUUCCUCUGCUGCUGUGACACCUCCCUCUCCCACCCAGCCUCCAUCUGCACUACCAAUUCAAUGCCCUGCAUCCAGUGGGUAUCUAUUUUUGUGUGUGAUAAUAGUAAUUACCCCCUGCUUUUAUGCCACCUUCCUCCUCCUCCUUUGACCCCUGUGACUCUUUCUGUAACUUCCCCAGUGACUUUCCCAGCCCUGAUCCAGGUGCUAGGCCUUGGUGACUUCCUAGGGCCAAGAAAGUAAGGAAGCUCUUUUAUUUUGCAGCAGGUGCCCAUCUCAGGCACAGUUUACAAGUUUGAUUGUUUCCUUGGUCCCUGGACCCAUGAGCCAGUCCACUUUUAUCCCUGGGGCACUCAUACAAUCACAAUCAAUUGAAUUCCCUUAAAUUUUAAAUUUUAUGGCACUUUACCUUGACAAAGCACUUUUGACAAAUUAUUUUUGACAAAUCAUUUAUAUUUAGAGCCUCAUUGAUAGUCAGCCCUGUGACAUCUUUAGGGCAGGAUUCUUAUCCCCUCUAUGCAGAUGGGAACCCUGAGGCACAGAUUUCUAUGGGACUGUGGAUCUCACUGGAAGCCACUCAGGAGCCCACUGUCACCUUCUAGAUCACGUGACAGGGCUAGGCAGCUCUGUUCACCAUGAUUCAAUUCUAUCGCCUCUGCUGGCACCCCAGUGGCAGGGUCCAGAAUGGCAGGAUCCCUUCAGCAUUGGCCUGCUCAAUUCUUGGACCUGAGGUGCUCAGACUGCCCCCCAGAUCGAACUUCUCCUGGCUCUAGUCACCCAGUGAGAUGAAUUUGGACACGCCCCAAUGCUUGUAUAUGCUGAAUGAAAUCUGUGUCUGUAUUUU